Messenger RNA from Chara braunii, 1079 nucleotides. The record is from the annotation of a GenBank genome assembly. NCBI's taxonomy places the organism in Eukaryota, Viridiplantae, Streptophyta, Charophyceae, Charales, Characeae.
GGACGAGGAUCUUCCCGGUAUAGCAAUGAUAGAGAGACAAAGGACACCACAUAGUUUUCCAACACAGCAGACGUCAGCGAGUGGGAGCCGGCGCCGCAAUAAACAGAGCCAGCCGCGUCGUCCACCAGGCGAGGAUGAGCAUGGUCCUCCUGUGGGUUCGUCCCGCCGGAUGGAGUGUGCUGGACCGUCUCAACCGUCCCGCCGGCAAGACCAAGGCACCCCUGUCAUCACAUACAAAAGGAAGGCCCUGACAACUCGUCCCUCUCCCAAUUGCCAGAAGGACGAAGGGGGUGCGUCCUGGAAGGCGGUGCUGCGGGAGAUCAGCGAAGGAUCGGACGAGGAAACGGAGGAUGAUUCUAGGAUAUGUGUUGGUCGACAUCCAGAGGGUAAUCAUGGCGUCGACGAUGACGAAUGUGGUGUCGAUGAGGACGACGUCGAAGAGGAGAACAACGAGAGGGAGAGAGAGAGAGAGGAUCGUGAGGAAUCUAUGCACGACUGCGAGGGUGGGGAGUUUCAACAAUACUAUGAGGACGACGGGGGCGAUGGAGAAAACGAUCAUUUCUAUCCUGUAGGUGAUGACGAUGGACGGCAAGAGCAGUCGGCUGAUGUGGGGGUCGACGACGCAACAGGAGAGCGGUCGGAGGCCAGUGUCCAGAAAAGGAAGCGACAAUCUUCAACAAGUCCAACGGCGGAUAAGCGGGCUGCGAAGAAACUCACUGUCGCUGCAUCUCGACAGACGCUCAAAGCUUCUCAAGAGGCGGUCGCUGAAAGCGUGAAGAAACGAAAAGGGUCCGCGUCGACAAGGGCGACAAAAGCGGACAAACGUCCACCGAAAAGAAAGCAGAUGGUGGAUGAGGGUGACUAUGGAGAGGAUGCCGAAGGGGUUCCUCCAAGAGAUGUGUCGGAACAGACACAACCUUCCGCCAACACCUGUGAUGAAGCCAUUGACACAAUACGGUGCUUCUUCUUGGAGUUCGAUGAAGAUGGGUUUGCAAAGAAGAAAAGGGAACACAUUUAAGUGGACGUCACGAAGAUCUUGCCAAUCCCUGAAGCUGACAUCCUCUUCAACCAGAGAACGU